Phacochoerus africanus (Common warthog) is the source of this 1463-nucleotide messenger RNA. It is a transcript of the gene CDK2AP2, whose product is annotated as cyclin dependent kinase 2 associated protein 2. The record is from RefSeq and is a predicted model, not a curated record. Lineage: Eukaryota; Metazoa; Chordata; Mammalia; Artiodactyla; Suidae. The transcript has 4 exons. Gene Ontology annotation, biological process: negative regulation of G1/S transition of mitotic cell cycle; regulation of microtubule cytoskeleton organization. Bases 625 to 1008 code for a protein of 127 amino acids. Gene Ontology annotation, cellular component: microtubule; nucleus; cytoplasm.
GCGCACGGGGUGGGGCGCAGGGCUGGGAACGUCAAAGCCCUGCGUCCUCCCGCACUCGGAGCGGCGGAAAGGCGCGCGCGCGCGCGCGCGGCAGCGGCGGCGACGGCGGCGACGACAGCAGCCCCAGCUGAACCGGGACGGCAGCGGAAAGGUGACGUACAAAGCAACGUGAGUGAGGCGUGAGGACGACAACCGCACCCGGGAAGCCCCGCUGGGCUCGAUCCGCGGCGGACCGGACCCAGGUCCGGCUUCCGAGGCUCCGCCUCUCGUGUUUUGGGACUAAUCGGAUUGAGAGCGCGCCGGCCCGGGCCGCGAACUCGCCAAUUGCGGAGGGCAUCGGCCACUACCCAAUCCGGAGCAGACAGGUGCGAGGUCCGGAAGGCGGAGACCAAUCAGCAGCGGUUGCGGCCUGUUGGGGCCGGCCUCGGCCAAUGACAAGGCCCGAGUGACGUCUUCGCGCACCAAUCAGGAGUGAAGGAGCCUUCGUGCCCGCCCGCCCUUCCGGCCUGAGCUCUAUUUACCAGGGGCGUGCUGCCGGCUUGCCAAUCAGAGCGCAGCUGAGCGGCCAGGCAGCCAACCCGGGAGGAGCGGCCGGCCGGCGUCUGCCGCACCCAGGAGUUGGGGAUGUCCUACAAACCCAUCGCCCCCGCCCCCAGCAGCACCCCGGGCUCCAGCACCCCUGGGCCCGGCACCCCGGUCCCUACAGCUGGAAGUGUCCCAUCGCCGUCGGGCUCGGUGCCAGGAGCCGCUGCUCCUUUCAGACCUCUGUUUAACGACUUUGGACCGCCCUCCAUGGGCUAUGUGCAGGCAAUGAAACCACCUGGCGCCCAGGGCUCCCAGAGCACUUACACGGACCUGCUGUCGGUCAUAGAGGAGAUGGGCAAAGAGAUCCGACCCACCUAUGCUGGCAGCAAGAGUGCCAUGGAGCGCCUGAAGAGAGGCAUCAUCCAUGCACGGGCCCUAGUCAGAGAGUGCUUGGCAGAGACAGAGCGGAACGCCCGCACGUAACAGGACUCGACUCCUCCUCGGCGUCUGGACCUUUCCUGGCCACUGCAGAGCACCUGCUUCUCCCUGGCCUUCACCCCGAGUUGCACUUCCCAUCCUGGGCUUCCUGUCCUGUGUCCUUUGGUGGGUGCCCUCCAGGAACCAGUGGGCAGCUCUCACUCCAGUCGGCAGCAGUAACUGGAACCCCCAAAAGAGGGAGCAGUGAGGUCCCUGGGAGUCCCACCCAUGACCUGCCAACAGUGUUGAUCCAGCUGGGGCUUUCUCCUUUCUGUGGCCCCACCGCUCAGCACUUACCCAGGACUUACCGUUUUCCCAGACCCCUUCUCCCCCCAGCAGAGCCUCAGAAGGCCUGUCGCCUCCCUGCCUCGUCUCCUAGGCCAUAACUCUUUUCUCGGUGUGUCUUUUGCUAAAUAUGCCCUUUUUGUAUAAAUAAAAGAUAAUUUGGAGUUGUUCUCUCA